CGUUUUCUCUUUCUUUAUUCUUUGGUAUAACACUUUUCAUACCCCAAAAAAAUUAGAAAAAUGGUCUAUAUAGUCGAGUAUGCGAAGAGCGAUAGAAGCACUUGUAGUGGCCCAAGAAAAAUAUGUCCCGUAGAAGACAGAAGUAUUGCUGUAAGUUUGGUUCUAUUCAAUAGUCAAGUGCUCAUCCGUACCCAUCAAAAGAAAGGGGAAUUACGCUUGGGAGUUGAAGUUUCAAAUAUUCAUGGUGUUAGUUGGCGUCAUUGGGUUUGUAUCACUGAUAGGGUCGUUGAAAACAUGAAAGCAGCACACGAAGAUGUAAAUGAGCUUCAAGGCUAUAGUAAUCUUCGAGAGGAAGAUCAAGAAAGAAUUCAGCGUGCAUGGAAACUUGGCAAAAUACCAGAUCUUGAGAAACCUGAAUUUUUUAUGGAGAAAAAAGAUAAAAUAGAAACACAAGAAGCAUUGGACGCUGAGGCAGAAGAAGAAGCGGAAGAUAUGUCUGACCAGGAUGAAGGAAAAGUCACUUCUAAAAAGAGACAUGACAACUCAGAUGAAAUGCAAGAUGGUAAUGGUCAUAAGCGAGCUAAGGUAGAGCAUGCAGAGAAACAAAAGCCUACCGGAACAACUAAAGUUCACAAGAGUACUGUGCCAACUGUCCCACCUCAUAAGACUAUUUCAAAAAGCUCUCGUCGUCCUUCAGGAAGUAAAAAUGGUCAAGUUCUUUCUCACAAGCCUGUCAAAUCAUCUGACAGACAGUCCCAUGCAAAUGAGUCAAAGGGACCUCCACCUCACGAACACGUCAAAUCUUCUCCUGCACGUAUCAUGAAUUGCCCAAAAGAGACAAUCUAAAGGUGGCACAUCAUCUGCUAAGAAAGCCAAGAGUCAAUAAACAAUAAUUCUCUUUAUUUAGUGCACAUGAA
Gilbertella persicaria is the source of this 917-nucleotide messenger RNA. RefSeq lists its product as uncharacterized. Bases 61 to 846 code for a protein of 261 amino acids. The record is from RefSeq and is a predicted model, not a curated record. Lineage: Eukaryota; Fungi; Mucoromycota; Mucoromycetes; Mucorales; Choanephoraceae. Gene Ontology annotation, molecular function: DNA binding; zinc ion binding. The transcript has 8 exons.